Molecule: messenger RNA, 207 nt
Organism: Exserohilum turcica Et28A
Lineage: Eukaryota; Fungi; Ascomycota; Dothideomycetes; Pleosporales; Pleosporaceae
Exons: 1
Source: RefSeq, a predicted model, not a curated record
GGCCAUAUGGAAGACGUUGAGGGAAUGGACUCAGAAAAAUGCGAUCUGUUGAGAGUAAAUUAUAGAAGAGACACACAUGAGUUUGCAAAGGGUGACAGCCACUACCAACUUCGCCGUGAGUUGUGCGAUGAGGGAGUUAUGGACCACGUAACAUUGGAUUUAGCCUUGAAUAAGUCGUUCGAUGGAGGCGGUCGAGGCAAGUACUAA